This is a messenger RNA of Hippopotamus amphibius kiboko, 5464 nucleotides long. It is a transcript of the gene SENP2, whose product is annotated as SUMO specific peptidase 2. The record is from RefSeq and is a predicted model, not a curated record. Gene Ontology annotation, biological process: protein desumoylation. Gene Ontology annotation, cellular component: nucleus. Gene Ontology annotation, molecular function: deSUMOylase activity. The transcript has 17 exons. NCBI's taxonomy places the organism in Eukaryota, Metazoa, Chordata, Mammalia, Artiodactyla, Hippopotamidae. Bases 221 to 1990 code for a protein of 589 amino acids.
UGCUUUCCGGUCGGGCGUGAGGAGGUGACGUCAGGAGCGGUGGCGAGCGGGGGCUUCCUGAAGCGCGGGGGACGUUGUCUCUGUGGGCCCUACUCCGCGUCACAAGUCGGCGACUGAGCCUUGGCGGUGGUGGCCGAGGCGGCGAAGGCGGCAGCGGCGGCGACAGCUCUGGGGUCUGCGUCUCGGGGUGUGUCGGCCGCCGCUGCUGCUUGGGCCUGGUAUGUACAAAUGGCUGGUUAGGAUUCUCGGCACCAUUUUCCGUUUCUGUGACCGGCCGGUGCCCCCUGCCCGGGCCCCCCUGAAGAGGCGGCGCUCGAACAGCACUCUGUUUUCUACAGUGGAUACUGAUGAAAUACCAGCCAAAAGACCGAGAUUAGAUUGCUUUAUUCACCAAGUGAAAAACAGUCUCUACAAUGCUGCCAGCUUAUUUGGAUUCCCAUUCCAGCUAACCACAAAGUCCAUGGUAACUUCUGCUUGUAAUGGAACACGGAAUGUGGUCCCUUCAGGAGAGGUAUUUUCGAACUCUUCGUCUUCUGAACUGACCAGUUCUGGAUCCUGGAACAACAUGCUGAAACUGGGUAAUAAAUCUCCUAAUGGAAUAAGUGACUAUCCAAAGAUCAGAGUGACAGUAACUCGAGAUCAGCCACGCAAAGUCCUGCCUUCAUUUGGUUUCACUUUGAGCUCAGAAGGCUAUAAUAGAAGACCAGGUGGCCGUCGCCAUAGCAGAGGCAAUUCAGAGAGCUCCUUAACAUGGAAACCUCAGGAACAGGUUGUAACGGAGAUGAUUUCUGAAGAGGGUGGCAAGGGUCUGAGGCGUCCGCAUUGUACUGUGGAGGAGGGUGUUCAAAAAGAGGAAAGAGAGAAAUACCGAAGGUUAUUGGAGCGACUUAAAGAAGGUGGUCAUGGAAACUCUCUUCCUCCUGUGACUUCAGCUUAUCAUAGUUCUCAAAGAAGUCAGAUGGACACAUUAAAGACCAAAGUCUGGGGGGAAGAGCAAAGUCAUGGAGUCAGAACAACUCAGUUUGUUCCAAAACAAUAUAAAGUUGUUGAAACAAGGGGACCUCUAUGUUCAGUGAGAAGUGAAAAGAGGUGUUCAAAGGGGAAAAUUUCUGAUACAGAGAAGACAAUUGGAAUCAGACUAGAAAAUGAAGGUAGGAGGGGACUCCAGCUGGAACCUGACCUAUCUGAAGAAGUGUCAGCCCGACUCCGCCUGGGCAGUGGAAGCAAUGGCUUACUCAGGAGGAAGAUGUCAGUACUUGAGACAAAGGAAAGAAAUUGCUCAAGCAAAGAGAGGGAUAAAAGGACGGAUGAUCUCCUUGAACUUACAGAGGACAUGGAAAAGGAAAUCAGUAAUGCUCUAGGCCAUGGCCCACAGGAUGAAAUCCUAAGUAGCGCUUUCAAAUUACGAAUCACUCGAGGAGAUAUCCAGACCUUGAAGAACUAUCACUGGCUCAAUGAUGAAGUCAUUAAUUUUUACAUGAAUCUCCUGGUGGAAAGAAAUAAAAAACAAGGUUAUCCAGCACUUUACGCAUUCAGUACUUUCUUUUAUCCAAAACUAAAGUCUGGGGGUUACCAAGCAGUGAAAAGAUGGACCAAAGGGGUCAAUCUCUUUGAACAGGAACUUAUUCUGGUGCCUAUUCAUCGGAAGGUACAUUGGAGCCUGGUGGUGAUAGACCUGAGAAAAAAGUAUCUUAAAUAUCUGGAUUCUAUGGGACAAAAGGGCCACAGGAUCUGUGAGAUUCUUCUUCAGUAUUUACAGGAUGAAAGUAAGACCAAAAGAAAUAUUGAGCUGAGUGUUUUAGAGUGGACCCACUACAGCAUGAAGCCACAUGAGAUUCCUCAACAGUUGAAUGGGAGUGACUGUGGAAUGUUUACUUGUAAAUAUGCAGAUUAUAUCUCUAGGGAGAAACCUAUCACUUUUACUCAGCACCAGAUGCCUCUGUUCCGGAAGAAGAUGGUGUGGGAAAUCCUUCAUCAGCAGUUGCUGUGAAAACGCCCUGCCCAGUCCCUCCAGCUGCUGGUGGUUCUUUCAUGAAUGGACGUUUCCAUAUACCUCAUGCAUUGUGGGUUAAAAAGUCCCUGCAUCACCUCUGUUCUCUCACAGGUACUGAGCUGUCAGAAAUGCAUGAAGGCCCCUCUCUGCACCCUAGUUCUGACUUGGUGUGUGGAGGGCUGCUUACAACCCUGUUUAUAAGGCUGUGCCUGCUCAGAGCCCUGGACUGUCAACCCACACAAGAACAAACACUAAUUAAUACUUUUUUUUUUAAGAUUUUUUUUUUCCCUAUGAAUGUGGGAAAUGCAGGAUUUAUUCUAUGAUUUGUUUUUUCUGUGUGUUUGUUCACAUGUAUUCAUUCGCUCACUCGUUUGCAAACAUAAUGGGCAGUGGCUGUUUUCUGCUGCUCUUUUAAAGUUAACUUUGAAUUACACAUUUGAACUAUUUAUUUCUGAAAGGAAUGUUAAGUUGCCACUCCCUGCUGAAGAUCAGGAGGGAAAUCAGUGGGGGGAGGAAGAAAGUGUUACCUUUUCUAGCCGGCAGCAGUAACUGCGGACUUGAAGCAGGAGGUCUUCUUUCUUUUGAGGCUUGAAAAUGCCAGGAGAAGCGCUGUGGUGUAGGGCUCUGGUUGCCUUUCAGAGGAAGUCCCAUGCUACAGCACUGGCAUGGUGUCGUGGAAAAGUGGAACUGUGGCCGAGGAACUCUGGCUAUCCAAGUGUCUUCAGAAGAGUGUUGUGGUCAUCCUGAAAAGAUUUCCCUUUCUGGAAAUGAGGUGACUUGGCUACUCUUGAAACUGGAUUUGAAGUAACUGUAAACCCUAAGUCUUCAUUUUCAUCCCAGAUCUGGUUGAGUAUAAACCUCAGAUAUGUAAGGGCUGGCCUGAGCUGUUUAUUUCAAAAGAUACUAUUCAAUUUAAAGCUAUUUUUCCUCAAAGUUUUUUUUUUUUCUAUGUAUAAAGCCAAAAGUAAGUUUUGUACUCAUUAGAAUUUACAUCUCCCCAUUCCACCCGCACUGAAAUCUGUGCAAGAAAAUUUAGUACUUGGCUCUGAGGUUGCCAGUUAUACAGUGAUCUAUUUUGCAUAUGAAAGUUUGUAUUUAACUGUUUUGUUCAUUAAAAACCUUCCAGUGGUUAUGCAUAUUUAAUUUCAGAAAGUUUAGAGUUGGUCAGAACAUAUUUUGCAAGAUCUAGUGCCUAGUGUUGCUUUUCCGAUGUAAUAAAAGGUUGUCUGGCAGAACCUGAAAAGUAUAUGCUGAUUUCUAAUCCUUUCCCUACUUAAACCUCCUACACUUGUCCUUUUUCACAAAAGCAAGAGGUCAAACCAGAAAAAUUAGGCAUGUGUUAGCUGUGAGUCAACAUGUCUGUCAUCUGGAGGGCCCUGGCUGCUGGUUGCAGGGGCACGCUCUUGCAGGAAGUUUUCCCUGAGAUGUGUGAAAGUCUUGGUGUAGGACGUGGGGCCUGUGGUGUGGAUCGAAACUGCUGUGCCUACUUGAUGGUCAGGCCAGAGGACGUGUGCUUAGGUGACGCUUAAAAGAGUGAGCCAGUUGGGCUGAGUCUCCCCCAAGUGAAGGCUGUACAGAGAACCCUGCCUGCAGCCUCCGUUCCUUUCCUGAGGCUGCUGGAGCUGUGCCAGUGAGUAUUGGGAUCAGGCAGCUGGCACAGCCAAAAAAGGUCAGAGAUUUACUGGGUGAGCAGUACACUGAACACCUGGUUCCCACUUGGCACUAGUAGGGUUCACCUGAGAAUUUAGAACCUUGGUUAAGAUUUGUUCCAUGUGGGGUAAAUCUUUUUAGGAACGGCAGCCCAAGUGAAUGAUGCUGGGGGUUAAUGCGUUUGUAUUACAAAUAUUUGGAGGGGCUUUUUAAUAUCUAAACAGUUUAUGAGAAAAGCAAAUUAUUAACAUUAAAGCCAGUGCGAAGGAGAGAUAUAUAUAUAUAUAUUUAUUUAUUUAUUGCAGUAGUUUGGUGGUCUGAAAAAAAGAUGGAGUGAACCAUUGUUCUUUUUUUAGUAGGCAGUCUCUCCUAAAGGUUGAUAAAGAAGGGAAAAAAACGCCACAACUGUUGGUGAGCAAGUGUCUUUCUCACUUUUGACCUAUGAACCAGGGGGAGGGUAGGAGGGAAACAGGGCAUAUGGAAGAUGUUUUGGAGAGCCCCGUGUUCUACCUCAGUUACCUAAGGCUGUUAGAACUUCUGAUCUUUUCCUCCUCUCAGCUCCUAAGCACAGCCUGGGGAAUGCCAUGUUGAAUGGUAGAUGUUUGCCUGCGCCGUGAGGUGUUGCUUGUUGCUGGGACGACGGUGUGGGUGUUGGGAGACUGUGUCUUUGAAGAUAAUAUUGAAGUUCAGAUAUAAAUAAGUAAAUGUGGUGGGAAAAUUUGUUUGUAAUAACCUUAGUACUAUAGUUAAGCUACACUGUUUAAAUUGGCUUUUGUGAGGGAAUUCCCUGGCGAUCCAGUGGUUAGAACUCUUCACUUUCACUGCUGAGGGCGUGGGUUCUGUCCCUCGUUGGGGAAAUAAGAUCCCGCAAGCUACACUGCACAGCCAAAAAAAUAAACAAUUUUUUUUAAUUGGCUUUUGUGAACUAAUUGGGGACCUAAUCUCUUUUUUAAAAUUAAUUAAUUUUUAUCGACUGCAUUGGGUUGCUGCGCAGGGGCUUUCUCUAGUUGCGGGGAGCAGGAGCUACUCUUCAUUGCAGUACGUGGGCUUAUUGCAGUGGCUUCUCUUGUGGAACACAGGCUCUAGGUGCAUGGGCUUCAGUAGUUGUGGCACGAGGGCUCAGUAGCUGUGGCACACGGGCUUCGUUGCUCUGCGGCCUGUGGGGUCUUCCCGGACCAGGGCUUGAUCCCAUGUCCCCUGCGUUGGCAGGUGGAUUUUUAACCACUGCGCCACCAAGGAAGUCCGGGAACCCAAUCUCUUUAUGAUAGCUUCUCCAGGAAAAGCUCUAGGCGCCCAGUAUUCAAACAAAUUUUUGGUAAUUUGUAAGUUGGAGAUCUAGGUGGCUGUAUUGCUUUGAUGAUUUUUUUUUUUUUAAUUUACCUAAUAUAUACGAGAAAGGGUUUGGGUGUUUGAAAUAGGAGUUGAUUUUAUCUAUUUACCAAUAAAUUCAUCUCUUUAAUUCAGUGACUUUCAAAUAUUUUUUAUUGCAACUCAGUAAGAAAUGUGUCUUAUAUUGUGACCAAUACACACAUCCAUAUAUAUUAUGUGAUUAUAUAUGGACACAAAAGUUUUACAAAAAAUAUUACUUAUCCUUACUUCACUGAUAGUUUUCUUUAGAAAGAAAUUUAUUUUUUUAAUGUGAGUUGUGACCACUAAAUUGAUUUCUCAACCCACUUAUGGAUAGAAAUCCAGUUUGAAAAACACUGCUGUAAAUAAACUGACAGCAAGAUGCAAAUUGUGUUUAAAACUAUAAAGCUUGAGACCACAAAAAUAUGAUAAACAUGGGAUUGUUUUGAGAUGAAUCAACUUAAAUCUAGGAAA